Molecule: messenger RNA, 2231 nt
Organism: Chanos chanos (milkfish)
Lineage: Eukaryota; Metazoa; Chordata; Actinopteri; Gonorynchiformes; Chanidae
Product: calcium/calmodulin-dependent protein kinase type II subunit beta-like
Exons: 25
Coding region: 100-2169 (689 amino acids)
Biological process (GO): protein phosphorylation
Molecular function (GO): ATP binding; calmodulin binding; calcium/calmodulin-dependent protein kinase activity
Source: RefSeq, a predicted model, not a curated record
GAAUAUCGUGUUGAAAACAUACAUUAUUUAACUGCAAGUUAGCUUCCUAGCUAGCUGAGACGUUUCAGCUGUCAGAAAUCUGACAAGGAGAGGAGAGACAUGGCCACAACAACUUGUACGCGAUUCACGGACGAAUACCAGCUCUACGAGGAGCUUGGAAAGGGAGCAUUUUCCGUUGUGCGCAGAUGUGUGAAGCUGUGCACUGGACAAGAGUAUGCUGCCAAAAUUAUCAACACCAAAAAACUGUCAGCAAGAGAUCAUCAGAAGCUGGAACGUGAAGCUCGAAUCUGUCGGCUUCUGAAGCAUCCCAAUAUUGUCCGACUUCAUGACAGUAUAUCAGAGGAAGGAUUUCAUUACUUGCUGUUUGACUUAGUCACUGGAGGAGAGCUGUUUGAAGACAUUGUAGCCAGAGAGUAUUACAGUGAAGCUGAUGCCAGUCACUGUAUUCAUCAGAUUCUAGACAGUGUCAAUCAUAUUCACCAACACGACAUUGUCCACAGAGACCUGAAGCCUGAGAACCUGCUUUUGGCCAGCAAAUGCAAGAACGCAGCUGUCAAACUAGCUGACUUUGGCCUGGCCAUUGAAGUGCAGGGAGACCAGCAAGCCUGGUUUGGAUUUGCGGGAACACCAGGAUAUCUGUCACCUGAGGUUCUAAGGAAGGAGGCAUAUGGCAAACCUGUGGACAUCUGGGCUUGUGGUGUGAUUCUGUACAUCCUGUUGGUUGGCUAUCCUCCAUUCUGGGAUGAAGAUCAACACAAACUGUAUCAACAGAUCAAAGCAGGAGCCUAUGACUUUCCAUCUCCAGAGUGGGACACAGUCACCCCUGAAGCCAAGAACCUUAUUAACCAGAUGCUAACCAUCAACCCAGCCAAGAGAAUUACUGCUCAGGAGGCUCUGAAACACCCAUGGGUCUGCCAACGCUCCACCGUGGCCUCAAUGAUGCACAGACAGGAGACAGUGGAAUGCCUGAAGAAGUUCAAUGCCAGGAGGAAACUCAAGGGUGCUAUCCUCACCACCAUGCUGGUGUCACGAAACUUUUCUGUGGGCAGCAGGCAGACCACUGCUCCGGCUACAGUGACUGCCGCUGCUGCUGCUGUAGCUGCAGCAGCAGGAACUACUGCAGGGCUGGUGGAACAAGCAGCCAAGAGUUUGCUCAACAAGAAGGCCGACGUCAAGAAACGGAAGUCCAGCUCCACCGUUCAGUACAUGCCCCAGACAAACAGCACCAAAAACAGCAUAGUCACCAGCCCUAAAGGAAACCUUCCCUCUCCUGCACUGGAACCUCAGACCACUGUCGUUCAUAAUCCAGUGGAUGGGAUUAAGGAGUCCUCAGACAGCAGCAAUGCCACAGUGGAGGAUGAAGACAUGAAAGGGAGGAGCCUAGAGAGCAGCAGCACAGUAAAGAGCCAAUCAAGCACCAGCUCUCAGCCUGACUCCGCCCAACCACCCCAGGGCCCUUCCCCAGCCGUUUUCUCUACCAAGCUGACAGACCUGUUGGGUUGUGUGCGUAAGGGGUCAGGACCCCUGUCUGAUGGAGAGGCUGGAGCCAGCUCCCUCCAGACCACCCUCUCUGCCCCCUCCCCUCCUCAAACCCCAGUCACUCCCAUGCAGAUGUCCCGUCUGACAGACGUUGUGAGCAGUGUGCGUAGGGGCUCUGCCCCUCCUGCAGAGACAGAGGCGGGGCCUAAUAAACCUGUUUCCUCCCCUAGUCACCCUUCCCCUCCUCCCCCUGUGCCCUCCUCAAGCCCCUCUCUGCCAGUCCAGUCACGGAAACAGGAGAUCAUCAAGAUCACUGAGCAGCUGAUUGAGGCCAUCAACAACGGAGACUUUGAUGCCUAUGCUAAGAUCUGUGACCCGGGCCUGACCUCGUUUGAGCCAGAAGCACUGGGGAACCUGGUGGAGGGGAUAGACUUCCACCGGUUCUAUUUUGAGAACUUGUUGUCUAAGAACAGUAAGCCCAUCCACACGACCAUCCUGAACCCUCACGUUCACCUGAUUGGCGAGGAGGCCGCCUGCAUCGCCUACAUCCGCCUCACGCAGUUCGUGGACGGGCAGGGCCGACCACGUACCAGCCAGUCAGAGGAGACUCGCGUAUGGCACCGCAGAGACUCCAAGUGGCAGAACGUUCAUUUUCACUGCUCGGGUGCCCCUGCGGCACCACUCCAGUGAAGGGACAAACUGCUGUAGCCACGUCUAACAAGAGUGCCCAGCCAGAGAGAAAGAUGGAAAGA